This is a messenger RNA of Pieris macdunnoughi, 3024 nucleotides long. The record is from the annotation of a GenBank genome assembly. Lineage: Eukaryota; Metazoa; Arthropoda; Insecta; Lepidoptera; Pieridae.
AUGUUUAAUUAUCAAGUUGAAUAUGCUAAAUCGUCAAAUUCAGAAUGUAAAGUAUGCAAAGAAAAUAUUACUAAAGGUGAAUUACGUAUUGGAAUUUUAAUAAAGCCACAAGAUUAUUAUAUACCAUUAUGGCGCCAUGAAAUAUGUUUCUUUAAGAAUGGAAAGCGUUUAGGAACAAUCCAACAAUUUAAAGAUUAUAACUCACUUAAACCUGAUGACAAACUAAGAAUAAAGGAAAAACUAGUUGAUCCAUCAGAAGAUUUCCCUGCUUCUGUUUUUGACAUUUUGGGCCUGGUACUUAAUGAAAGAGAUAAAGCCAUUAUUUCUGAAUAUGGUGUAGAAGAGAGUAACAAUUCUAGUGCCAGGUGCAGACUCUGCAAUAUUCAAAUUGUAAAGAAAGAGUUGCGGAUUUCUAAAAUUCAAUAUGAGGAAAAACGUGGUGAAAUUAAGCAUUACUAUCAUGUGAAAUGUUUUGCAAAUGUCAGGAAUGAAUUUAAUUUUCCAGGAAGUGGUGAAUAUAUGCCAGGCUUUGAGAUUUUAACAAAUAAAAAUCAGGAAAUUGUUAAAAGUUAUAUUAGGCAAGAUAACAUAGUCCCACCUCAUACAGAGUUCGGACCUUCCUCAUCGAAGUGUACCAAGCUUGGCGAGCAAAUUAAAUAUGAAGAUGAACAAAACAAAGAAAAUAUAAACAAGAUUAAAACUGAAACAUCGUUUGAAUUAGAAAGUGAGGCUGUGAGGCUACAAAGCGACCUGUUUCACAAAUACAAAUCUUGUUUGAGAACUUUAUCGAAAAAAGAUUUAAAGAUCAUAUGUAAACGGAAUAACCUUUACAUGUUUAAAGGAACAGAAGAGCCUCUAGAUCUGUUAGCGGACUGCAUGGUCUUCGGAGCUCUACAACCGUGCCCCAAAUGUAACGGACAACUUAAGUUAACGACGUUCCGCUAUGAAUGUUCAGGUUUCAUUAGUGAAUAUAUUCUGUGCACAUAUACGACCAAAUCACCGCAGAGGGAUCUUCUGACUGUACCCGACGAGUUAAAGCAUUACUCUGCUCUCAAAGAUUACGAGCCCAGUAUCGGCGUAAGGAUCUUUGACGAUGAACCUUCGGACGACUUCCAACCUUCCCUUCCGAAACGAAUAAAAAUGGAGGCGACGGCGGCUCCGCUCAAGAACGUUCUGUUUUAUAUUCACAUCUCCAAUAAAGAAGACAAAGAGACUGUAAAAUGUCGCGUGUUGAAGUUGGGCGGGUGCAUCGCCCCCAAGCUGGUGGAGACCGUGGCGGCCGUCAUCGCCGCUAAAGAGGAUUAUCAAAAAAAUACUACCCUCACCGAGAGGAUGAAGUUGGGCGGCUUUCACAUAGUGGAAGUUUCCUUUCUCGAUGAAGUAGACUCUCUGAAGAAUUCUCUCUCCGUCCCCGAGUCCAUCGAGCUUAUAGAGGAGCAUAACAUUUCCGAGUUCUCUUCAGAAAUCUAUUCGCGUGUGCCCAGACAGGUCUUAGAAGGAGAGCCGGUUCGAGUCUCCGGAGGUGUUUACAUUCUUAAGUCGGAUCAACCUCAUAUAUCCACCCUGAAAGUCAAGGAUGGCAUCCCGUUGGUGAUGGGAACCGGCCUGGAGCGUUGGGCCCACGUGUACCGCGAGAAGGGCGAGCCGUACUCGGCCACGCUGAACCGCGUCUACAUGGACGCCAGGCACGGAACCAACCGGAGCUACACCAUGCAGCUCUUGGUCGCCGACGUUCAGAAACGAUACUGCGUGGUGAGAAGCUGCGGACCGACAGGCUCCGAACCGAAGCACUACAGGAAAGAAUUUGAGGAUUUAGGAGAGGCGAAAGCUUUCUUCCGGGACGUGUUUUAUAAAAAAACUGGGAACAUCUGGACCCGAAGACACAAUUUUCAAAAGAAAUGUGGCAAGUUUGAUCUGAUCGAAAUGGCCGAUUUGUCCGAAAGAGAGCCCCAGCCGCUGUGCCUCGAUUCGCAGAGCGAGCUGCCGCGCGCCGUGCAAGAGCUGAUGAUACUGCUGUUCGACAUCAACAUCAUGAACAAGACCAUCGCCGACAUGGACAUCGACACCGACAAAAUGCCGUUGGGUGUUCCGUCGCAGGAGCAGAUCUCGUCCGGCUUCCGCAUAUUGGGCGCUCUGUACGACAUCGUUAGCGAAGGGCGGGAAGAAUAUAUGAGGAUUGAAGAAUUGUCCACGAGAUUUUAUACCAAAAUACCGCACAAGGGCAACUUCAAGGAGUUGGUAUUACUCGAUAACGUGGAUUUGAUUAGAUCGAAGAUGCACAUGCUCGACGAUCUUUCUAAGACCCACGUUUCCUAUAAAAUAUUGCACGAAGAUAUGGAUGUAAAGAUUGGCCUCAUGCAACAGUAUUACUUGAAGCUGAAGACCGAAAUUUUGCCUCUCGGUACCGAUUCCCCGGAAUACGGCACGGUCAUGAAGUACUUGCUGAACACUCGCUCGAAGGCCCAUUCGUUUAAAAUAAAGGUCGAACAGAUAUUCAGCGUCGACCGACAGGGCGAAGCGGAGCGCUUCGAGCCUUACGCCGCGUUUCCCAACCGGAAGCUCCUGUGGCACGGCUCCCGGCUCUCCAACGUGGCGGCCAUUUUGCUAGAAGGACUUCGCAUAGCCCCCGAAGGCGUCGAGAGGACGGGUGACAUGUUCGGAAAGGGCAUCUACUUCGCCGACGUCGUCACAAAGUCCGCGCAAUACGCGUACACGACGCCCGACCACCCCGCCGCUGUGCUGCUCUUGUGCCGGGUGGCCCUCGGGAACAUGAAACGUUGUACCAGGAGGGAGCCGGUCACCGAGCUACCGCAAGGUACGAAUUCGGUCUGGGGCGUGGGCCGCUUUCGACCGGAUCCCGCCGCAGCAGAGAUUUUACCCGACAGCACGGAAGUCCCGCUGGGCGCCAUAGUACCUAACACGAGAGACGACCCCGACGAACCUGUACUGAUUCACAACGAAUAUAUCGUUUACGACGAAGCGCAAGUAAAUAUAAAGUACUUGGUGCAAUUACAAAUAGUAUGA